AUAAGGGCUUUGAGUGGAUCUGGUAAACUACAAGUGGUUCUCACUCUCUCCGUUCACCUCCGCCGGUCCCGCCACGGUGUCCGAUCGGCUAACGCAGCCGUUAGGAAGAAUCAUCUUGGGUUACGUAUAAAGCUGCUGCUAUUGACUGAUCAUAAUUUGUGGGAGAAUUUGUUGCAGUUUAAUUGAGAAAGCAGAAUUUUGAGGAAAUGGAUUUGGACCAGUGGAUAGCAAAGGUGAAAGACAGCCAGCACUUAUCCGAAGAUGAGCUCCAGCUCCUCUGCGAAUACGUAAAGGAGAUACUGAUCGAGGAAUCAAACGUUCAGCCUGUCAAUAGCCCAGUCACAGUAUGUGGGGAUAUUCACGGGCAGUUUCAUGACUUAAUGAAACUUUUCCAGACCGGGGGUCACGUACCGGAUACAAACUACAUAUUUAUGGGAGAUUUUGUGGAUCGUGGCUACAAUAGUCUCGAAGUUUUCACAAUUCUUUUGCUUCUCAAGGCAAGAUAUCCUGCUAACAUCACUCUCCUCCGCGGAAAUCACGAAAGUAGGCAACUAACACAGGUUUAUGGAUUUUAUGAUGAAUGCCAGAGGAAAUAUGGGAAUGCAAAUGCUUGGCGAUAUUGCACUGAUGUUUUUGAUUAUCUUACUUUAUCUGCGAUAAUAGAUGGGACGGUACUUUGUGUGCAUGGUGGCCUAUCCCCAGAUGUUAGAACUAUUGAUCAGAUUCGUGUUAUUGAACGAAACGGUGAAAUCCCCCAUGAAGGGCCCUUCUGUGAUUUAAUGUGGAGUGAUCCUGAAGAUAUUGAGACAUGGGCAGUUAGUCCCCGAGGAGCAGGUUGGCUUUUUGGUUCCAGGGUUACUUCUGAGUUCAAUCAUAUUAACAAACUUGAUCUGGUAUGCCGUGCCCACCAACUUGUCCAAGAAGGUCUGAAAUACAUGUUUCAAGACAAGGGGCUUGUGACAGUGUGGUCUGCACCAAAUUAUUGUUACCGAUGUGGCAACGUUGCAUCCAUUCUGAGCUUCAAUGAGAAUAUGGAGAGAGAAGUGAAGUUCUUCACCGAGACGGAGGAGAAUAACCAAAUGCGAGGACCCAGAACUGGAGUACCUUAUUUCCUUUGAGUUUGUUUUCAUCCACCAUUCAAACUUGCCAGAACUUGCCAUAUGUUAUGUUCAUGUGUUUCCCAGAUAGUUUUGAGUGAUUUCAGCUGUUUUCAUUGUCUGGAUUAUUUAUAACAUUUCUUUUUAAAAUAAUAGGUUAUGUACGAUCUGUA
Molecule: messenger RNA, 1270 nt
Organism: Salvia hispanica
Lineage: Eukaryota; Viridiplantae; Streptophyta; Magnoliopsida; Lamiales; Lamiaceae
Product: phytochrome-associated serine/threonine-protein phosphatase 3
Molecular function (GO): protein serine/threonine phosphatase activity
Source: RefSeq, a predicted model, not a curated record